AUGGGAAGGUUUACAAGGUUGCAUCAAAUCCAUAGUCCGCUCUUAGUGUUGUUCUUUCAUUCCAUGUUCCAUUGUUCCCCGGGGUUGUCUUUUUCUAUUAAUCAGACUCUUCUGUGUUCACCAGAGCACCACUUGGCUUUGAUUCAAUUCAACAGCACAUUGUCCAUUGGUGACCCUCCCUCUGACUUCUUAUGUCACGGUACUUCUUAUCCCAAAACAAGGUCCUGGAAUGAAAAUACAGAUUGCUGCACAUUGGAGGGUGUCACUUGUGAUCAGGCAACCGGUCAGGUGAUUGGCCUGGACCUUAGUUGCUCUAAGCUUGCUGGCUCUCUUUCUCUCAACUCCACCCUUUUUCGCCUUCAAGGACUCCAACGACUCAACCUUGCUUUCAACAGUUUCAACGGUGAAUUGAUUCCGUCUGGGUUAAGUCAGUUAGUGAGUCUAACGCAUCUUAAUCUUUCCGGCAAUCACUUUUGCGGUUCAGUUCCAUCAGAUAUCUCUUUGCUAUCGAAACUGAUUUCACUCGAUAUUUCUCGACGCUUGAAAAUUGAUAGCCACAGUUUCGGUAUGCUUACACGUAACUUAUCAAAACUAGAAAAUCUUUUCCUCAGCGGUGUAAACAUGUCCGAUGUUGCGCCGACGUCGUUCAAAAACCUGUCUUCAUCUCUAAAGCGUUUGUCCCUCCCAGUUUGUCAUUUACACGGGGAAGUCCCUAGUGAAUUAUUCCAGCUUGAGUAUUUAGAGUAUCUUAAACUACACGGGAACUACCUGACAGGAUAUCUCCCAAUGUUCAAUAGGAGUAGUCCUCUCAUGUUCUUGGACCUUUGGGGCAAUGAUUUUAGAGGUUCAAUUCCUGAAUCUCUUGGAAACCUCACAAAACUCACCUAUUUAGAGUUUGGAGACAACAAUAUCCAAAGUAAAAUUCCAGAUGUUUUUGGAAACCUCAACAAACUUACUUAUCUGAGUCUCUGUCUUUGUAAUUUUAGUGGUCAACUUCCCUCAUCGUUGUUCAACCUCACACAGCUUACUUACUUAGAUUUAGCAUUGAAUAGCCUACAGGGUCCCCUCCCAAUUCAUGUAAGCGGCCUUCAGAAACUACAACAUUUGUAUUUAGGUGAUAACUUGUUCAGUGGUACAAUUCCAUCUUGGCUUUUCACUCAGCAAUCUGUAGACCUCCACAAUAACAGUUUCACCGCUAUUACCAAUCAGAGUCAAAAUUCUAAUCUAGUUGUCCAACGAGUAACUUUGGCUCAUAAUAACAUUCAUGGUGAAAUACCAAGUUUCUUCUUCGACCUCGUAAACCUUGUCAAUCUUGAUCUUUCGUCAAAUAAUUUUAGUGGUGUCAUAGAGUCGGAUGGAUUUUUAAGGCUUGAGAAUCUUACAACUCUUGAUCUUUCAAAGAAUAAUUUCAGUGGUGUCGUCAAGUUCGAUGUGUUUUCGAAGAUGAAGUCUCUUAUGGGGCUUGAUCUUUCAAAUAACAAGUUGUUGUCAUGGGGUAGCGAGAGUGUUGCUGUUAACUCUACUUUUCCAAAGCUCAAUACUUUAUCAUUGUCUUCUUGUAAUGGAAGGACAUUCCCGGAUUUCUUACGAUUGGCGGAAAGCUUGACUGAUCUCGAUCUUUCGUAUAACAAAAUUCAAGGUUCAAUCUUCAGGUGGGAAACACAAGGUUGGAAACAACUGAGCGUUUUAAAUCUUUCUCACAACUUAUUGACUGGCUUCGAGCAAUUUCCAGGGAAGAAUCUUCAAGUCCUUGAUCUUCGUUCCAACCUACUCCAAGGUCAUCUUCCAGCUCUUCCAUCAUCAUUGGAAGAAAUCUUUAUUCAAGACAACAAUUUGGCUGGAGAAAUCCCUGCUUCGAUUUGCAGUAUGACAUCACUUCAAAUUCUUGACUUGUCUAGAAAUCACUUGGGAGGAACUAUUCCAGCAUGUCUUGCAAAUUUUAGCAUUCACAUCUCAACCAUAAACCUACAAAUGAAUACCCUCAGAGGCAAAAUCCCAGAUUUUUGUGUUGGUCAGAACAUUUUGACAGCCCUUUCCCUUAACGACAACCAGUUGGAGGGGUUAUUGCCACGAUCCUUGAUGAAUUGCACUUUCUUGAGAAUUUUAAGUGUAGCAAAUAACAAGUUAAGUGAUACCUUUCCCCACUGGUUGAGUGUUCUUUCAGACCUGCAGGUUUUGAUCCUGCGAUUCAAUAGGUUUCAUGGUCCUCUGAACAUUUCCAAAGAUGUUAAAUCAUCCUUUUCAUCAUUACAAAUUAUUGAUCUCUCUCACAAUGAGUUUACUGGUCCCUUGCCUUCAACAUUUUUCCGAAAUCUGGUUGCUCUCAAGGAUGUACGAAGCAUAAUGCCUCCAUCCUUCAUGCCCCGUAGACUUCUAUUGGGUUCAUUUAAUGAAGAUGGUCAAAUUUCUGUGAAUAUAACGUGUAAAAGAUCAGAUAUGGGGCUGGAGCUAGCAAGAACGUUACUCAUUUUCACAGCCAUUGAUUUUUCGAGUAAUCGAUUCCAUGGAAAAAUCCCCGAGGAGAUCGGAGAACUUUAUGCGAUCCAAAUGCUCAACCUGUCUCACAACAGCUUCAGCGGACAUAUUCCACAGUCGUUGGGGAACUUAGUGCAACUUGAAUCAUUGGAUCUUUCGUCAAACAAGCUCAGUGGCAGGAUUCCUUCCCAAUUGGCAAACCUGACAUUUCUCGAAGUGUUGAAUUUUUCACAUAACAAUCUCGUGGGACCUAUCCCCUAUGGAAAGCAAUUCAGCACAUUUGAGAAUGAUUCGUAUCAGGGGAACUUGGGAUUAUGUGGCUUCCCCUUGACAAAGCAAUGCGGCAGCAGUGAGGGACCGAAAUCGCCUGCAAAAAGGAUCAGGAAAGACGAUGAAGGUUCUCGAAUAAGCUUUUUUCUGGAAACUUGUAAUGAUGGGAUAUGGAAGCGGAGUUGUGGUAGGAAUAAGCACAGCAUACAUAGUGUUCACCACUGGGAGGCCAUGGUGGCUUGUGAGAAGGGUUGA
Hibiscus syriacus is the source of this 3000-nucleotide messenger RNA. Its product is annotated as receptor-like protein 6. The transcript has a single exon. Gene Ontology annotation, molecular function: protein binding. The coding region runs from base 1 to 3000 and encodes 999 amino acids. The record is from RefSeq and is a predicted model, not a curated record. Lineage: Eukaryota; Viridiplantae; Streptophyta; Magnoliopsida; Malvales; Malvaceae.